Molecule: messenger RNA, 1056 nt
Organism: Formica exsecta
Lineage: Eukaryota; Metazoa; Arthropoda; Insecta; Hymenoptera; Formicidae
Exons: 3
Coding region: 1-1056 (351 amino acids)
Source: RefSeq, a predicted model, not a curated record
AUGGUAGAUAGCAGAUUGUCCUUUAUAGAUCAUUUUAAUUAUCUAGGCGAAAAAACUGCAAAGGUAGUUAGGGCGUUGGGUAGACUUAUGCCUAACUUGCGGGGAUCUGGCGAGUGCAAAAGGAGAUUAUACGCAAAUGUAGUGCUGUCGGUGCUGCUGUAUGGGGCUUCACUCUGGAGUGAUGCAUUAUCCGCCUCCUGCAAGAUUCAGACAUUAGUCGAUAGACUACAGAGAACUUUAGCUAUCAGGGUAAUUUCUGGUUAUCGCACGGUCUCUUUGGACGCAGCAAACUUGUUAGCUAGAAUUCCGCCGUUGCACCUUCUAGCGAGAGCAAGGAAAAGAUCAUAUGAACGUGUACGGGAUUUAGUAGCGGUCGGUUUAUGGUCUGAAAAAAGAGAGGUCGACAUCAAGAGAGAGGAAGAAUUACUUAUGCGAAGACAGUGGGAACUAUAUCUAGACGGCCCUGGUCUGUACGGUAGUAGGACCAGGGAGGCGAUACUUCCCAACUUUAAUCAAUGGUUAGAUAGAGGGUGGGGAAGUAUGGCCUUUAGACUGACGCAACUUCUAACAGGGCAUGGAUGCUUUGGAACGUAUCUUUUCAGAAUAGGUAAAGUAGAAUCUGCGAUAUGCGAGCAUUGUACGGAUAAAACAGAGGACUCAACGGAACAUACUUGGCAGGAGUGCUCUGCUUGGAACUCUGAAAGGGAUGCCCUCAAAAGAGAGAUAGGAGAUAAUCUCACACUCGAGGCCGUGAUCGCUGCGAUGUGUUACUGUAAGGAGGCGUGGGUGGCAGUAAUUAGAUUCGCGGAGGGUGUAAUGCUCACCAAAGAGAUUUUGGAGAGGGAACGUCAAAUGCAGGAAGCGUUAGCGAACUCUUCCGUCGUCGCUGGAUUCUCCGGAUCAACGCCCAUGGAUUUCUGGACUACCCAUUGGAUGAAAACUAUUUCGACGCCUCAGGAAUACGUCGGAACAACGUUAUUUGUGCAACGUUAUGCUGUCGCCGCUGGAUUCGCCGGAUCAACGCCCUUGGAUUUCUGGACUACCCGAUGGAUGUAG